Molecule: messenger RNA, 2972 nt
Organism: Spodoptera littoralis (African cotton leafworm)
Lineage: Eukaryota; Metazoa; Arthropoda; Insecta; Lepidoptera; Noctuidae
Source: the annotation of a GenBank genome assembly
ACCGUUUAAAGAUCUUCUGGUAAGUAGUAGUACACACCACAGAGAAUGACAUUCCAGCAGCCCAAAUACUCUAAAAAUAAGCGUGAUGUUUAUACUUCAAUAUUACGUCCCAUUUCCGAGCUCACAGUGUCAGUAAAAGAGGCACAAACGUCAGUCGUGUCAAGCCUUGCCCGCAUCUGCACGAGCCAUAAACAAUUGCCUGAUUUGGAACGCAACUACUUUUUUCGAACGCAUUUGAAUAAAAAAGGCGCGAAAAUAGAAUGUGACAGCCUUGAACUUUUUUAUCUGUAUCAUUUGUGUUUUGUUUUGUAAAAGGUUUAUUUUAUGAUGGAGCGUUUUGUUUUAUAUUCGGUUUUCGUGAUAUUUUUAACAAAUGAUUGCACAGGAUGUUUACUAGAGAGAAUGGUAAAUAAUAGAAGUAUCACCACAGGGAGUUCGUUCUAUGAGGAGUGUUGCUGUUCUGAUGACUCAUCGAUGGUGAAGGAACUAACAUGGCUAGAUCCUUACAACAGAAUAAUUGCGGGACCAGGUACAGAUUCAAAUUUGUACACCGAAGAGCAAAGUGGGUGCCUGUCUCUUCAUAUUCCCAGUGCAAGCAAGACAAUGUCGGGAGCAUACAAGUGUAUGUCUUCCUACGAGGGAAAACAACAAACCCGCAUUCAUAACCUGGAUGUAUAUGAUCCAUUGUACUUCUAUGGCACGGCUAUGGAGCAGUACUUAGUGUUCAACAAUAAUUCCUUGAUCACGUGUCAGGCAAAUGGAGCCACGCCUCCUUUGAUCCGAUGGUACAAAGGAGAAGACGGAGCUAGUGAGAUAUACAACAACACGACAGAAAAAUACCAGAUCAUGCCAGAAGGUUUGAUUGUGAAGAAUGUGAGCACAGAUGAUGAAGGAAUAUACAAAUGUUCAGCAUCUGUUUUGUCGACUGGAGAAGAAGUGGAACUCGAUAUUCAAGCUAAGGUAAUGACGCCUCCAGUUAUCACACAAUUAAAUGGAAAUCCUGACUCCGUUGUACCAGUUGGGGAAAGUCUUAUGAUCCAGUGUUCUACUGAAGGUCUGCCUGAACCUGAAGUGGAGUUGAAGAAAAUACCUGAACCGAGUCCAGGCGAAAACAAGACAGUUCCUUGGGAUAUACAUUCGAAAGGAAUAAUUCGUUUUAAUAGUAUAACACCAGAAGACGCUGGCACUUACGAAUGCAUAGCUAAAAACUUCGUUGGGGAGGCUAAGCAGCAACUAACAAUAACGGUACUGAUCAAACCAGAAAUCAUAGGCUUCACGAAUAGAUCUGCUGUGGAGGGUACAGUAAUACCAAUGUUCUGUAAUGUAACAGGUGUUCCUAUACCAAGUGUUAUGAUUACUUUCGAAGGAAAAAGUUUAGAUGAAGAAAAAGAUACUGAUUAUGAUGAAAUUGUUGAAAAUUUCUCCUUACUGAAAGUAAAUAGAUCUAGUGAAGGAAUAUACAUUUGCAACGCUACUAACGACGUGGACACAAAGACUGAGUUGAUGUAUCUGACAGUCUUACAUCAGCCAUACUUCGACAAGACUUACGAACCGCUUUGGGCUUGGAACGGUGAAACUGUGAACAUCAGUUGCGCUCAAGAUAGCAAUCCCCCUGCUAAUUUUACUUGGAGCUUUGUACCAGGGAACUUUUCAACAAUAGAGCGACAAGAACAUGACAAUAUUGUUCUGGACUAUGAAACCACACUGGAGCAUUCGUUCCCCUUCUCAGAGCAGUUUGCACCAUUUGGAAGACAUGAGUGUAGAGCCAGAAAUCAACAUGGAGAAGCCGUUAAAAUCUUUCAUAUUAGAAAAGGAUCUGUACCAUCAGUUAUUAUAAAUGCUACAACAAUAGAAGAAGCGGCGACAUCAGCUACAUUCUUCAUUGACACUCCGACAGACUAUGAAGGCCCUGACGUCAUAGGAUUUAUAGCAGAAUAUGACGAUAUAGAAAAAUAUGAGAUCACCAAUAUUCACCCAAAUAGGACUUGGGCAGUUGGAAUUCCUUUCAAGCUGGAGAAACUUAAAUCUAAUACCACAUACUACAUUAGGUUUGCGGCGAUAAAUAGAGUUGGUACUGGAGAAUGGAGUAAAUACCUGGCGUUUGAAACUAUGGACAAGUCAGCUCCAGAACCUCCGAUAUGGCAACUAGAUGAGGUCGAGAUAUCGUCGAACAAGGUGCUCAAGUGGAAAGCUCCGGAGAACAACGGGGAACCGAUAGACUACUACGCUUUACGAUACUGCCCGGUUGAUGAAGAAAUAAUUGAGUCAUUAUGUAAAGAGCAUCGACUGGAAGGGGCAACCGAACUAUUAGUGAAUGAACUAGAACACAACGCUACUUAUCAUUUAGAACUGAUAGCUCAUAAUGCUGAGGGAAACUCUACUCCUGCUAAUAUAACUCUUACUAUACCAGACAAACUCACAAGUGCACCAGUAUCAGUACUUACAGCAGGAGCAUUGAUAGGGCUAUCCAUCGUCGUAGUGUUAAUAUGCCUCGUACUACUGGACAUAUUGCUCUACUUCUGGAAAAAACAGGGCAUCAUUGCCAGCUGUUGUUGCAAGAAAAACAAGAAUAAGAAACCAAACCCUUUGAAUCAACGUGACAAGAAAGGUCUGUUGAAAGACAACGGGGAAUCUGGCACAGACGAUACUUUGAGGAGGCCUAACAAUGGGCACAAAGAGUACGAGUACAAUAAGACCACAGGCAUUAUUACCGGGAAACAUUCCUCUGUUUAGAGUAAAGAAUUUUAAAACGUUUAACGUGAAUCGUACGAUUUUUUUGUCAGGAAAUCUGUUGUCAUUGUUCGGUCUUUUCGUACGCCUGUGACGAUAAACGAGGCGCUCAAAUUUUAUUAUAAUGGCGUUUCUGUUUGUGUUUUAUUUCCUUGUAUGGUUUAUUUUCUAAACAUUGUCCAUUACUCCUAUUUUCUCUGCAUAAUAUUUAUAACGUAUUGGCUUCAUAAACAUUGGUGUGU